GCCUUUCUCGUCGUCCGCCGGAGUAGUGGUGCGUCGGGAGUAGUCUAGUAGUGCUUUCAAGUCGGAUAAACAAAUCGCGGUCGCGCGUGUUAUUCCUACUCUUUUUGGUGAUAAAUCUUUCCCGACCCCCCUAAUUUGCAACUUCAGGUGCACUGCGAGUGGUCUCGUGAGUAGCAGAAACGCCAAAGUGCCCAUGGCGAUGGGAUUCAGCUGUUGAAUGCAUCUCGAGAUGAGUGAUGAUAUCAUGCUGGACCGACGGACGCCAUCGAGAGUUAGCUGAUUACGGUGCGGGUUUUUACGUCUACGCUGAUGUUAGCAUAACCGUUUCGGUCAGUGCAGGAACGACUAGUGCUGUCCUUCGCAACGUUGGUGAAGUCCUGACAAAACGAAACUAUCCACCAUCCAGCUGAGAAGAUUUUAAGUGCGCGACUGUGAGAACGAGUUUACGAUGCUCCGGUGAACAAUUUUCCAGUUCGGUUACUUAAUAUAGUGAUGUUUAUGAGCUUCGGGCAAACUUUCUAACACACUCGAGGUUUUUCGAAUAAUUACGCUGCGAACACUUUAAAUCCGUCGGUUGAUGUUUCAGAACUUAUUAAUCUGCAACAUGGAAAGUGAAAAUUUUGUUGUGCUUCGGUUCAUACGCCGGAAUAGUAAACUGUCAUGUAAGGAUUAUGCUAAUGUUACUGCUGUGGGGCUCACGAUAUUGUGCUGUCCACCACAUAAUCAAUACGGAAAGUGAUUAACGAAAUUUGUGUCAAAGUCCUUCGAAAAUUUGUGCCACAUUCAACGUCAAGCCAAUCGGAGCAAUAUGAGGAAAAGUGCAAACAGUUUGUCACCGAUCUCUCCGUUACCGAAUACACCCCCACCGCAACGGACUUCGCUCGGAGGGUCCACUUCCCCCGGCCUUUCGCCACCGAAUUCUGCACACCUGCCCAGUUCGGCUUCCCGGCCGACUCUCAGUAUCAACAACACCUCGAGCAAUCGCUGCAGUAGUCUGCUGUUUGCCGACGAAACGACCCCCGUCGCGUCACCAGUACCGAACAUCCUUUGUCCGCAGGAGAUCUACACCAUCUUUAGCCGGACGGACGGGACGGAAAGCGGAACCGCAGCCAAUGCAUCCACGUUCGAAUCAUCCCGUGUGUUGACCAACAAUCACCGGAAUUCGUUCUUCCUCGCCAACAAUGCCAGCGCAGGAGGAAAGUCACGCUCACGACGCUCCUCGGAGCUAUCGCAGAGCAACCGCGGCGAUCGGUCCACUUCUGCCUCGAUGAAGUCGCACAGCUCAGCAACCGGAAAGAAACGCAGCUCGACGCACAUCGAAAUGAAUGCCACUGUGGAAAGGCCCCGGUGUUUGAAAUCGUCGUUCCUGCGACGGAAGUGCAAGGAGUAUGCAGAUGACGACGAUGCCACGACUUCCGGUGUAACACUGGAUGACAGUGAUAAGCGGGUGAUAGUGUUGAAUCAAGCUCAACGACAAAAGUACUGCAACAAUCAUAUCUCGACAGCAAAGUAUAGCGCAAUAAGUUUUAUACCGUCGUUUUUGUUCGAACAGUUCCGCCGGUAUUCGAACUGUUUCUUUCUGUUCAUCGCCCUUCUUCAGCAGAUUCCGGAUGUCUCGCCAACUGGUCGCUACACAACCCUAGUACCUUUAAUAUUUAUUUUAUCUGUAAGUGCUAUCAAAGAAAUCGUUGAGGACAUUAAGCGGCACCGGGCCGACGAUGAGAUCAACCAUCGAGAAAUCGAAACCCUACAGAACGGCCAAUGGCGAUGGAUCAAGUGGAAAGAGUUGUCCGUCGGGGAUAUCGUCAAGGUGCAAAACAACACCUUCUUCCCUGCCGAUCUGGUGCAGCUGUCCUCGAGUGAACCACAGGGCAUAUCGUUCAUCGAGACGUCCAAUCUGGACGGUGAGACGAACCUCAAGAUUCGUCAGGGCAUUCCCGCAACAGCCAAAAUCCUCGAAACCAAAGAUUUUACCCAGUUUUCCGGCACGCUGGAAAGCGAACCACCAAAUAGGCAUUUGUACGAAUUCAACGGGGUGCUGAAAGAAACCGGAAAAGCUGCGGUUGCCCUCGGUCCCGAUCAGCUUUUGCUCCGGGGUGCUAUGCUGCGAAACACCUCCUGGAUAUUCGGCAUCGUUAUCUACACCGGUCACGACACAAAACUUAUGCGAAACUCUACCUCAGCGCCUCUCAAGCGCUCUACUGUUGACAGACUGACAAACACGCAAAUUUUAAUGCUUUUUUUCAUUCUCAUAUUCCUGUGCAUCUUCAGUUGCAUUUUUAAUCAAAUUUGGACAAAACGUCAUUACAAAACAGAUUGGUAUUUAGGCAUAAGCGAUUUGCUAAGUAAAAACUUCGCCUACAAUCUUCUAACGUUCAUAAUUUUGUACAAUAAUUUGAUUCCGAUAUCUCUUCAAGUUACUCUAGAGUUAGUUAGGUUUCUUCAGGCUAUCUUCAUCAACAUGGACAUCGAUAUGUACCACGAGGAAUCGGACACUCCGGCGAUGGCUAGAACCUCAAAUCUGAACGAAGAACUCGGUAUGGUUAAAUAUAUCUUCUCGGACAAAACCGGCACUCUGACGCGGAACGUGAUGGAGUUUAAAAAGUGCUCGGUCGCACGAACCAUCUACAACCCGGAGGAUAAUCCAGCCCAGUCUCAAUUGGUGCAGCACAUUCUGAACAAUCACCAUACCGCCGCCAUACUGCGGGAGUUUCUUACACUGAUGGCCAUUUGUCACACGGUGAUACCGGAAAAGUCUGACAGCGAUAACAUAAAUUACCACGCGGCCAGUCCGGACGAACGGGCUCUGGUCUACGGGGCGAAAAAAUUCGGUUACGUGUUCCACACACGCACGCCAAAUUACGUCGAGAUCGACGCGCUUGGCAUACAGGAGCGGUUCGAAAUCUUAAACGUACUCGAAUUCACCUCGACCCGUAAACGAAUGUCGGUUAUCGCGAGGAACUCCAAGGGUGAAAUUAAGCUAUACUGCAAGGGCGCCGAUACCGUGAUAUACGAACGGUUGUCAGUCAACGGCCAAGCCUAUCGAGAUUCCACUCUCCAGCAUCUGGAGGAAUUUGCCACCGAAGGACUGCGGACGCUGUGCUGUGCCGUCGCCGUUAUUCCCGACGAUGUGUACGACGACUGGAAGCAAACGUACCACAAGGCAUCGACUUCGCUGCAGUAUCGAGAACAAAAAGUCGACGAUGCUGCCAAUCUAAUCGAAACCAAUUUGAUGCUACUUGGAGCCACCGCAAUCGAAGACAAACUACAAGAUGGUGUACCUGAAACGAUUGCCUCGCUUAUCGAGGCCAAAAUCAACGUUUGGGUGCUUACCGGUGAUAAGCAGGAAACUGCUAUCAACAUAGGUUAUUCGUGCAGGCUACUGUCACACGGCAUGGACUUAAUUAUUCUAAACGAGGAUAGUUUGGAUAACACCCGAAAUUGCAUCCAUAGGCACAUUAUUGAACUAGGCGAUCAGCUGCGAAAAGACAACAACAUGGCACUGAUAGUAGAUGGCAAAACACUCAAGUAUGCACUCAGCUGUGAUUUGAGGACUGAUUUCCUAGAUUUAUGCAUUUCUUGCAAAGUGGUCAUCUGCUGUCGGGUAUCGCCAAUCCAAAAAGCAGACGUAGUGGAGCUGGUGACCACUAACACGAAAUCGGUAACACUUGCCAUCGGUGACGGAGCGAACGAUGUCGCCAUGAUUCAAAAAGCUCACGUCGGUGUAGGGAUUUCUGGUGUGGAAGGACUACAGGCAGCAUGCGCAUCUGAUUAUUCGAUAGCACAAUUCAGUUACCUACGGAAACUGCUGUUGGUACACGGGGCGUGGAACUACAGUCGUGUGUGUAAGCUGAUUCUGUAUAGCUUCUAUAAAAAUGUCUGCCUUUAUGUGAUAGAGCUGUGGUUCGCAAUAUAUUCUGGAUGGUCUGGCCAAAUAUUAUUCGAGCGUUGGACAAUCGGUUUAUACAAUGUGUUUUUCACUGCAUUACCCCCGUUUGCAAUGGGUCUUUUCGAUAAGGUAACAUCAGCGGAGCAAAUGUUAAAAGAACCAAGGCUCUACGAACCAUCCCAAAGUGCCCAACUAUUUAACGUUAAAGUAUUCUGGUACUGGAUCCUAAACGCUUUGGUCCAUUCGUUGCUUUUAUAUUGGCUGCCAAUGUUCUCCUACCAGGGCGACGUGAUCUGGGGUAACGGACGCGACGGUGGUUAUUUAGUGUUAGGAAAUAUAGUUUAUACGUAUGUGGUUGUUACGGUAUGUCUAAAAGCGGGGUUACUAACAAACUCCUGGACGUGGCUGACGCACUGUUCCAUCUGGGGCUCGAUCGUGCUCUGGUUUGUGUUUAUUUAUAUUUAUAGCAAUAUCUGGCCAACGUUACCGGUAGGAGCGGUAUUUACCGGAAUGGAUGACAUGAUUUUCUCGUCUCCCGCAUUUUGGUUAGGAUUAUUCCUGAUACCAAUAACAGCACUGUUACCCGACGUAGUAGUCAAAGUGAUAAAGAACCGGAACCAAGACAUCAGCGCACCUCAUCCCAUCAAGGAAUCGCGUUCUUCAUGGUUUCGCUUUCUCCCAGGAGGAAGGUGGAACUGUGACGCAAACCGACGUCAUCAGAGCCUACGACACCAAUCUGCCCAAACCGGAUGGGAACUGAGAGUACCGACCCGAUUUCUGCUACGAAAACUAUUUUUCCGUGUGCUGAAGCGGAAACGCAGACGGCAUCAGCAGCAGCACCCCGGUAACAAUAGUAACAACCGCCGGAAGCAGCACAUAAGCCUACUGUGAUUGCGGGCGAACGUGUGCUGCUGCACCAACUGGUAUUUGUUUCGCCAAAUCGUGAACCUUUCAAGCUUUUACUAAAAAAAUCUCAGCAGAAAAUUACGCGUAAGUAUGUUUGUGUAAUUGUGAGUGAUGUAAACUAAAAACACUAUUAUCAGUAUAUAAACGCAUAUGUAAGAAAAAAUAAAUGAUGAGCAGCUUAGGGAAGAGGGAAUAUAUUUAUAGUAGAGUAUUCAGAUUAUUUAUUUUUCGUCGUCGAAUGUGUAUAGUGAAUAUUUAUAGUCUUUAGGAUUAGUUGGUCGUAAAGCGAAAUGACUAUGUUUCGAGAAGCAGGGGAAAAUUAAAUUAUUAAUAUCAACACAAGAAAGUAUUAUUUUUUGUAUCAAAAAUGAAUCAAUUAUACAAAUUGUAAGAUUUUGUGCUGUUCAUUGAGGUGUUUUUGUUUUGUUUAUUUGUAUCUUUUAUCCCCAACCAAAAGAUUUUCUACUCUGAUCUAGUUUAGUUUUCUACUAAAACAAGUUAACAUUUGGAAUUUAAAAAAACGGAAAGCCAAACACUAGGAAAUCAUUAACAAAACCACAUUUUACCACAAACCUAAAAUUCCAAUAUCCUAACACUAAAAUAAUGAGUAAACAAUUUGGUAAUGCCUUGGCCGAAACUAACCUAUAUGUGAGAAAACCUUAUCUAGCGGAACACAAUGUUAUCACCAAUAACGAACUACACGAAAAAACCUUAACAAAACUGAAAAAACUGAAGUAAAUGUAAACAUAUUAGAUUAUAUGAAACAACACAAAACUAUUAUCAAAAACAUUAGAUAUCGUAAAAUGGAUUGUGACGUUCCCCAUGAAAACGUAACAGAAUGGGAGGCGGAAUCAGCGAACGUCGUUGAAUAAAUACAAAUACUUUCAAAUCUUUGGUUAUUGUUUGUUGAUAGAACAAUUCAGAUCUGUCAAAUAUAAUAAGUAUACUACCUAGAAAA
Molecule: messenger RNA, 5753 nt
Organism: Malaya genurostris
Lineage: Eukaryota; Metazoa; Arthropoda; Insecta; Diptera; Culicidae
Gene: ATP8A
Product: probable phospholipid-transporting ATPase IA
Exons: 17
Coding region: 809-4780 (1323 amino acids)
Biological process (GO): phospholipid translocation
Cellular component (GO): plasma membrane
Molecular function (GO): magnesium ion binding; ATP hydrolysis activity; ATPase-coupled intramembrane lipid carrier activity
Source: RefSeq, a predicted model, not a curated record